AAACGAGUUUGCGUCUCACUCUCUCUGGUAUUGUCAAUCAGCCAUAAGCAGCGCAGUAAGCCGUGCUCUGAUUGGCCGGGGCUGCUGGACCAAUGGGAUGAGCGGGAUGGCGGGAGUGCGGCCAGGCCUGGUGAAGCGGUUGACGAGAGGAGAGUCCGACACCCGCUGCUCUGCCUGAACUUCAACUCGCGGCCGCUGUUGGCGUCGCCCCAUCCCCCCGGUGCGCGCGCGCGGUCAGCUCCCUGAACCCGUUGAAGCUGAUGGUGGUGGUUCGCGGCCGCUGACGUAUUCAAGCCGUCGUUUGCCUUUGUUGUCGCGUGGGCGGGUGGGAGUGAAGAAAAAAUAUUCACAAGGUUGUCAAACAUAUGGCAAAGUGGAUGGUGGCACAAUGAGUGGUGAGCCUGAUGCAUUAGCAGUAGUAAACCAGCUGCGAGAUCUGGCAUCUGACCCUCUAAAUAGACGACCAAUUGUCCAGGAUCAGGGAUGUUUACCUGGGUUGAUACUUUUCUUGGAUCACCCAAACCCUCAAGUUGUUUACUCUGCCCUAUUGGCCCUGCGUUAUUUGGCAGAAUGCAGGUCCAACAGAGAAAAGAUGAAGAGCGAACUGGGCAUGCUGCUGAGCUUGCAAAAUGUGAUCCAAAAAACUACAACACCUGGCGAAACCAAGUUUUUGGCAAACGAAGUGUACGAAAUCUUGCAGUCAUCCAGCAGUCCAGAGUCCGAAAACACAAAUGAGUACAACUCGCAUAGGCGCAAAGCACAGUUCUUUCUGGGCAGCACUAACAAACGUGCAAAAACCGUUGUCUUGCAGAUAGAUGGUUUGGAUGAUGCGUCUCGUAGAAAUAUGUGUGAAGAAGCCCUUUUGAAAAUUAAAGGUGUUAUCAGUUUUACCUUCCAAAUGGGAGUAAAAAGAUGUGUUGUGCGAAUCCGAUCCGAUCUAAAAGCAGAGGCACUGGCAUCUGCUAUUGCAGCAACUAAAGUUUUGAAAGCCCAGCAAGUGAUCAAAAAUGAAACUGGAGAAGAGGUGCUGGUUCAUUUCCAAGACACCCCUGUUGAUGUUGAACAGAACACAGAUUUACCAGAUUACUUACCUGAAGACGAGAGUCCCAGUAAGAAUGGUGACAAAGCUGUGUCUCGUGUUGGGAGCACACAGGAUGGCAGUUACAGCUGGUUCAGGACAGCAACAAACUUUUUAUCUAGGUCAUUUUAUUGGUGACAGGUGGUUUAGUUAAACCACAACUUGACAUCAGUGGGACUGUUGAAAGGGGGAGACUGUUUUUCCAAUUGGUGUGGUGAACUGAUAAGUGCAAUUUGCAAUUAAUGCAACAAUGGUCACAAUUUAUAGAGGCUUUAAGUAUGCUGCAUUUUCACUUAAGCAAGAUGUUAAGCCAUCAGGGAUAGAGGAGGUUGCUUCUGAUUCUGCCUUUAUCGUUAAAUUGCCUCGCAAUCAUGUUUUGUUUUCCCUCAAACGGGUCCACAUACGUAUCAAACUACAUCAGACUUUAGCAGCCUGCAUUUGAAUGGAUCCUUCUGCAACAUCUUGUGCCGAGGUACCCAAUUUUGAACCUAUCACUUGAUUAUUGUACAGAAGCCUCACUCAGAUAUGUUACCAUAAGGAAUAUUGCAUGAAUUAUGCCUUUUUAUUGAUUUUCAUGUUUGAAUAUUUUCUGUUUGCUUAAUUUUGCCUUAUUCUGAUAAUUCUGAAGCCUGUAUGUUUAUGCCUUUUUAUUUUUGUUUCUAUAAAUUUGAGAUUUGUUAUCCCUUUCUGUCUGACUGACAUGUCUUUGUAAUUUAUUAUUGUUCAGCCAUUUCUAUAUAUACAGGUAGAGCCCUACUUAGUGUACAGUAAGUGAGCUGAAAUGUUUCCUUUUAAAUGAGUUUCAUAGCGUUGAAUCUGUCAAAAGCCCAUUAACUGCACUUUUGAGUAAAAUGUCUUGACCAUACACAUGCAAUCCACCACCUCAUUUUAUUUACCUGUCAGAACAUGUAUUAAAACUGGUUUGACAUUUGAAUGUGUGUCAUGGGUGAUAGGUAUGUACAAUAUACAUCAUAGAAACAGUUGCAUUAUUACUAACAAUUCAUGUAACUAACAAUUAGUUUGUAUCAAUAGCCUGUAUAUUCCAUAAAUGUUUAUCACUGUAACUACAUUUUCCAUUAAAAUUAUUGUACAUGGA
Messenger RNA from Callorhinchus milii (elephant shark), 2174 nucleotides. It is a transcript of the gene armc1, whose product is annotated as armadillo repeat containing 1. Lineage: Eukaryota; Metazoa; Chordata; Chondrichthyes; Chimaeriformes; Callorhinchidae. The coding region runs from base 389 to 1216 and encodes 275 amino acids. The record is from RefSeq and is a predicted model, not a curated record. The transcript has 7 exons. Gene Ontology annotation, molecular function: metal ion binding; protein binding.